Molecule: messenger RNA, 1352 nt
Organism: Rhea pennata
Lineage: Eukaryota; Metazoa; Chordata; Aves; Rheiformes; Rheidae
Gene: HAUS1
Product: HAUS augmin like complex subunit 1
Exons: 10
Coding region: 1-1125 (374 amino acids)
Biological process (GO): centrosome cycle; spindle assembly
Cellular component (GO): cytosol; HAUS complex
Source: RefSeq, a predicted model, not a curated record
AUGCCCCGGAAGCGGUUCCCGAAAGCCUCCUUCCCCUCGGCCCGGCGCGGCUGCUUUAAUAUUUCUGCGCCCCAUCCUUGCUGCCGGCGCCCUGAGCGGGCGGCGGGGCGAGCCCCGCCCACGGGGCGGGGAGGGGGCGGGGCCACGGCCCGGCUGCCGCGCAGCCGCAGCGGACUACAAGUCCCAGGAGGCAUCGCGGCGGCGGCGCGGGGGAAGUCGGGAAGAGGCGGGAGGCUCAAGGCGAUGGCGGCGGCCAUGGACGGCUUGGAGGAGAAGAUCCGGCGGGUUACUUUAUGGCUAAAGAAAAUGUUUGGGGAUCAGCCCAUUCCACGUUAUGAAGUGAAUGCACGGUCCGUUGAUAUCCUGUACGAACUUGCUGAACAGAAUGAAGCCAGGGAUAGGGAUGUUUCUUUGAUGAUAGAAGACAUGAAGCAGAAGGCAGCAGAAUACGAAGCAGAAGCCAACUACCUACAGGACCUUCUCGCAAAAAGCCUGGAUUUUUCCUUAACUAGUCUGUGCAGUGAGGGCACCAGCUACCUAAACGAGCUGGUAAACUGCGCGUUGAUACUUGAAACAAAGGACACUUCUCUUGCCAGUUUCAUCUCUGCUAUGAAUGAUCUGACUUGGGAUCUGUAUGCAACAGAAUCAAAGAACAGAGAAAUGGAACUGGAAUUGACCAGCAUCAAGAAAAAACUAACUGCAGCACUGGUGCUGGAAAAGCGGUUACAAGAGGACCUUAAAAAAACUGAGGAAGAUUUGGAGGUAGAAGAAGCAAAAGCUGAGAGCCGAUCCCAGAACCUGAAGUUCCUGAAAGACAAAUCUGAGGAUUUAAAAGUCAGGAUUAAGGCUGCUGAGGAGCAGCUUUCUGCCACAGGGUUGGACCAGUCUUUGACGCAUCAGGCAUUAGUGAACCUGUCUGAGAAACUGGCCGAAUUAGAACAAGAAAUGGUGCCUUUGAGGAAGCAGCUGGAGUCCUACCUCGAUUUAACUCCUAAUCUUUCCCUUGCACAAGUGAAGGUUGAAGAAGCAAAACGAGAACUGGAUGCCUUGGAGGCAGAGUUCUCAUCGCAGCUUGACAUGCUGACUCUUUCGAUGCCAGAGCCCAGCAAACUCCGAUUCACCUGAAGUGGCCUGCGUGGAAGAUGAUGUCCUUUCUAAUUGCCUGUUUGUUUGCACUUGUAAAACCUCUUGGACUUCUAACUGUACUUUUGCAGCUUUUUGCCUUUCACUUCUUGCUGUUGGAUGGCACACUUGUGACCUUUCAGCAAGCAUGCUUGCUUUUUAGGGUUUGUAUAGCCUUGCAUUUGUAAAAAUCGCCUAUUUCUCUGUAAAAUAAACCUCAGACACUCUUG